AAAAAACGCAACAGAAUAAAAAAACCUGUUGAUCCAAAUGCGCCAAAAAAACCCGCUAGUGCAUUCCUCCUUUACCAAAAAGAUGUUCAAGAACAAAUACGAAAAGAAUUUCCUGAAACUAAAUGGAACGACGUUUUGCGUAUUAUUAGUCAACGAUGGCAAAAUCUUUCAAAUGAUGAAAAAAAGGCGGAAUAUAAAACUUAUAUGGAAAAUAAAGAUAAUUUACCACCGGCUACGUCAGGGGUCAUUGAAGAAGUUAAUGAAGAAGAAUCUUCAAGAACGGCAAAUAAGUUAUCAAGCCGAAAAACAAAAUCUCACGAAUAUUAUGCAAAUUCUAAAGCACAAAAUAAUAGCAGUGAUGCUGGUAUUAAUAGUAGUGGUAGCAGUAGCAGUACAUCGAAGAAACGUAAAGAUGUUGUAGACGAUAGCGAGGACAAUUCUACAAGUCCUAUUAAAAAGUCAAAGAAGGAAAAGAAUAAGGAUGAAGAUGAAGAUUCUGUUUAUAAUUCUUCAAAUAGACAAAGUAACAAAGAUCAAAGUAAUAGUGAGAAUUUACAUAGGUUAUCAAAAGAUAAAUCUAAAGAUAAAAAAAAAAAGAAACCAAAAGAUAAAACAACGAUAAAAUCCAUAAAUUAA
Entrophospora sp. SA101 is the source of this 636-nucleotide messenger RNA. Lineage: Eukaryota; Fungi; Glomeromycota; Glomeromycetes; Entrophosporales; Entrophosporaceae. The record is from the annotation of a GenBank genome assembly.